Molecule: messenger RNA, 216 nt
Organism: Letharia columbiana
Lineage: Eukaryota; Fungi; Ascomycota; Lecanoromycetes; Lecanorales; Parmeliaceae
Exons: 4
Coding region: 1-216 (71 amino acids)
Source: RefSeq, a predicted model, not a curated record
AUGGACGCCGCAUCGAACAUGGCCAAAUCUGCCUCUGACACCGCCCAGAGUACCUUCAACUCCGCCAGCGAAUCCGUCAAGGGCACCACCGAGCAGGCUAGCAAGGAGGGAAACAAGAAUAUUGCAGAGGACUCCGACCAAUCUGCAGGCACCCGUGCCUCAGCCGCGAAGGACGCUGCUAGCAACAAGGUCGGCGAGGUCAAGCACUCUUCCUAG